Messenger RNA from Silurus meridionalis, 2430 nucleotides. Its product is annotated as mucin-2-like. The record is from RefSeq and is a predicted model, not a curated record. NCBI's taxonomy places the organism in Eukaryota, Metazoa, Chordata, Actinopteri, Siluriformes, Siluridae. Bases 146 to 2209 code for a protein of 687 amino acids. The transcript is spliced from 3 exons.
GGGCGUGGCAGCGGAUCUCGUACGUCCCUGCGCGCUCUCGAUCACCUGCACACGCACACCUUCAGCACCUGCGUCCAGAAGUCGGCGCGCUCUAGACAUGUUCACGUUGACGUGACCGAAAUAAUAAAUAAAAAUAAAUCGCGCGAUGAUCGUCACCUGGAGGUUCCUGUCCGUGUUGAGUCUGGUGAGUUACACAAAGUCCCAAUGCUCCUCGACAUCCUAUUACAGGAACUGCUGGAUCCGGCGCUUUCCGGGGCUGCACGUGGACGCGGAUGAGUCGCAGCGCAGAGGCGCGCAGCUGCUGCGGCUUUACCGCGAAGAGAGCGCGCAGAACUGCAGCCGAGCCUGCUGCCUCACCUCCAACUUUUCCUGUAACGUGGCUGUGUUUCAUUACAACACCACUCAGGACAGUGUCAAUUGCUUUCACCUCCACUGCCCUUCGCUGCAAAGCUGUGCACUCCAUCAAAGGGCCAAUGUCAUCCUGUUCAAUGUUACCAAAGGCAUGGAUCCUGACUUGUUGAUAUUUGGAAACCUUUUCCCCUCUAAUGUCCAAGUGCUACCUCACCUGGCCUCACUUAACACCUCUGACUUGUCUGGUACAGACAAACGUCAGUUCAACCGGCCUCAAGUAGAGCCCAGCAGCCCAGCCCAUCCAACUCUUCCUGCCACUAGCCCCAAAACAUCUACUAACGCAACAACAUCCAACAUUAGCAUCUCGACUCCUCCUCCUUUGCCUGUUUACACCACCCAAGAUAACCAAGGCACACUUCCUACUUCAGCAAUACAGAGAUCUACAACCUUGAAGCGAUCAUCUCAACUCAUUUCUACUCGUAUUGUUACCAAUCCCUUAACGGACCCUAGUAUAAUUUCUACCACAAAGGCAUCCCCACCACCAAGUAGUACUGUGCAACCUUCAUUCAGCUUUACGAACAGGCAAACAAGCUCAAUGCCCCAACCUGUACAUACUUUCAGGACCACUUUUUCACCUUUACAACUAUCCAGUCAGGUCACAUCAAGCUCACCAUUCUCUUCCCAAGGAGCUGAAAUCACAAGAAGAUAUACUAUCAGUCAUUCCACAUCCACACAGUUUAAAACCCUGCCAAUUUUAUCCAUUAGUACCAUUAGUAGUGGUCAUACCACAUCAACCACACCUGGCCCUUUCUCGGAUACUCUGGAAACUACGACCACAUUUGUCCACCUCACAAUUACUUCUCAAAGUAGGACAGGAGCAACUCCAAGCUUGUUUUUUCCUCUCCCAAAUAGUCUGCAAAGUAUUACAGGAGAGGCUACCACAAUGUCUGCCCCCCUCUCAAGUGCUCCACAUAGUAUUACGGUAGAGACUACAACCACACCUGACCCUCUCUCAAGUAUUUUGCCUGUUGAUCUGUCAAGUAUUCCCAAAAUUAGUACAAAACAAACUAUCACAAUGCCUACACUCUUAUCAGAUACUCUACCAAUUAGUACACAAGAGAGUACAAUCCCAAGUGGUAAAGGGGAGACUACAACCAUACCUGUACCUCUGCCAAGUAUUCUGCAAAGUAGUAAAGAGGAGACUACAGCUCAUACUACCCUUUCUACGGCCCAGCUAAGCCCCUCAAAUGCUCCCUUCACUUCAACUCCUCUUACUCCUCCAAAAACCACAACAGGGUAUGUAACAACAGGACAAGUGAAGACUAAUAGCCUCACAACCACCUCCUGGUCCCAUAAUCACUCGCAGAUAACAGCAUCUCCUCCAAUGGGAAAAAGGAACACUCCAUUCCCAACGACAGGUUCUCAAUCGGCUUCCACUGAUGUUUCCUCAACCACAAUCGGACCGACCGCUUUAAAUAUCCACCACUCAACUACAGCAUCUCCAGAAACCAAUUCGGGGCUAAACACCUCACCAACACCCCCUUCCCUCGUAGAGGACAGCCAGCCCUACCUCAAUGACACCAAAGGUUAUAUUAGCCGUAACAUCACAACAGGUAACAGUCAACAUCCAGUAAGCGAUGGAGGAUUGACGCAAGCAUGGCAUCUGGCAGCCAACACUGUCCUGGUGACCUUGGCAACCUGUGCAGCUUUAGCUUGUGGCUGCUGUUGUUCCGUGUUGAUGGCAGCGAGUUGGAGAGGAAGGAGGAGGAGGAGGAAGGGGAGAUACCAGACCACGCUAAUAGGUAAUAAGGGCUCCAUGCGCCUCAUCAAAUAUGUCUUCGUGAGGGAGAGCUCAUGAAUCAGGUUCUUUAGACACUUUUGUCAGUUUUUCCGCAAAUGCCACUUUUGUCGAACCCUGUCGCACAAUCACAGCUACUUUGAACAAAAGAUGUCCAGAUUUAAAGAAUCCAGAAUUCUUAUUAUAUUAACUUGCACAAAGACACUAUUCAAUGUGUUUUUUUUUUUUUUUGUCCCAAAUAAAAGCAAUAUGGCCAUUAUUGACCAAAAUUGGAUACAAAA